Molecule: messenger RNA, 2057 nt
Organism: Bombyx mori (domestic silkworm)
Lineage: Eukaryota; Metazoa; Arthropoda; Insecta; Lepidoptera; Bombycidae
Product: chitin deacetylase 7-like
Exons: 5
Coding region: 116-1279 (387 amino acids)
Biological process (GO): carbohydrate metabolic process
Molecular function (GO): hydrolase activity, acting on carbon-nitrogen (but not peptide) bonds
Source: RefSeq, a predicted model, not a curated record
UAAGUGGAUGAGUGAUUAUCACAGACACUGAUAACAGGCCAGGGCAGUAGUAUCUCUGAAUAAUAUAAAAUCUGCAGGUGAUAAAAAUCGGCACGCAUAAUAGUAAUUGUCGAUAAUGAAGCUGGUCUUUUAUGCAGCUCUGCUCACGGCGGUCUUGGCUAAAGAACUGCAACUUGCUACGGAAUGUGACCCAGAAGCGUGCAAGCUCCCGGAUUGCAGAUGCUCGUCUACCAGUAUCCCGGGAGGCUUGGAACCUAGGAACACGCCACAGUUCGUCACUUUGACGUUUGACGACGGCGUUAACGUUAUCAACGUCGAGACCUAUCGUGAGGUUCUCUACAACCGCGUCAACUCCAACAAUUGCCCGGUACGCGCUACCUUCUACGUCAGCCACGAGUACACCAACUACCAACUGGUCAACGAGCUAUACAACAGAGGCCACGAGAUCGCUCUCCACUCAAUCUCCCACCGAACUCCUCCGUCAUUCUGGGCAGCAGCUACAUACGAUGAGAUCAAAGAGGAAAUCGCCGAUCAAAAAGUACAGAUCGCUCACUUCGCGAACAUCCCAUUUGAGGAGGUUAAAGGAGUCCGUCUUCCAUUUCUUCAAAUGAACGGCAACACUAGUUUCCAAGUCAUGUCUGACUUCGGCCUAACCUACGACUGCACCUGGCCAGCCUCUGCCCAGACCCAGCGUGGUCUCUGGCCAUAUACCUUGGACUACGCUUCGACUCAAGACUGCACUAUUCCACCGUGCCCAACUGCUUCGCUGCCUGGUUCAUGGGUCGUCCCGAUGAUCGCGUGGACUGAUCCUAAUGGGUUCCCUUGUGUAAUGGUUGACGCUUGCACAUCUUUCCCUGACCGUGAAGAUCCUGAUGCCUGGUUCAGAUUCAUCGUGACCAACUUUGAAAGGCACUACCUCGCUAACAGAGCGCCUUUCGGCUUCUUCGUCCAUGAGUGGUACAUUUCCGCUUACCCCGCAGUCAAGACAGCUCUGGUCAGAUUCAUGGAUAUGAUCAACACCCUUCCUGAUGUCUUCAUGGUAUCAUCUAGCGAUGUCGUAGAGUGGGUGAGGAACCCCAUCCCCAUUGCUGAGUACAGAUCAAGAUCUUGCAAGACGUUCAGGCAGACUGCGUGCCCAGCUUCUUCUUGCGGACCUUUGGUAGCUGAACAUAACCAGGUAAAUUUUAUUAUGGUUACAUCAUUGGUUUUUGUUUUAUUGCUUAGACGGGUGGACGAGCUUACAGCCCACCUGGUGUUAAGUGGUUACUGGAGCCCAUAGACUUCAAGCCGAACUCCGACUUUAAGACGGCUUCAAGCCGAAACGCAUUACUGCUUCACGGCAGAAAUAGGCAGGGUGGUGGUACCUACCCGUGCGGACUCACAUGAGGUCUACCACCAGUAAUUACUUAAAUUGUAAUUUUGCAGGUGUGAUUUUUAUUACAUGAUGUUAUAUUCCUUCACCGUAGAAGCCGAUAGUGAACAUUUGUUAAGUACAUAUUUCAUUGGAAAAAUCGGUACCCUCCUGCGGGAUUCGAACACCGGUGCAUCGCUAGAUACGAAUGCACCGGACGUCUUAUCCUUUAGGCCACGACGACUUGUCUUGUCGUAGGGUCUAAUUGAAUUAGGCGUAGGUCGUGUCGCCACAUCACCUCCAAUAGGGAGAGCGGUCAAUAUCUGGCUUCAUCAGCUCUACCCAGGUCCUUUUGCCCUUUUCGAAUUUUGUAUCAGCUCACCUUUCUGAUAUAUUCGGCACUACAAUCAAUCUACUAUAGCCAAGGAAAGAGUUGGGAUCAAGUUGCAUUGGUUGUACUACUACCUCUAACACAAUGGUUCCAUUUAAUUUAAUUUAUUUUGUGAUUUUAGUUCAUUCCCGCUUCGGAGAUGUCUCUUUAAUUCUUGCAACCUCACAUUCGGAAGCUUGAUAGUUAAUCUGUUAUUUCUAACUUUAAUUUUUCAGUUAUCCUACUGGCUGCAGCUCUGCAAUAGAUGUCCGGCUAAAUAUCCGUGGGUCGGCAAUCCAUUUGGACUUAAUUAAAAUAAAUAAACAAUAAAAUUAG